Gavialis gangeticus (Gharial) is the source of this 4631-nucleotide messenger RNA. It is a transcript of the gene C2CD5, whose product is annotated as C2 calcium dependent domain containing 5. The record is from RefSeq and is a predicted model, not a curated record. Gene Ontology annotation, biological process: positive regulation of D-glucose transmembrane transport; positive regulation of protein targeting to membrane; intracellular protein transmembrane transport. Gene Ontology annotation, molecular function: calcium-dependent phospholipid binding; calcium ion binding. Bases 79 to 3327 code for a protein of 1082 amino acids. Lineage: Eukaryota; Metazoa; Chordata; Crocodylia; Gavialidae. Gene Ontology annotation, cellular component: plasma membrane. The transcript has 26 exons.
GCUCCAUGGGACGCGCGCUGUUGUUUUCUCCUUGCAGGAGGGGGUGGGAGCAGGUGGGGGCGGAGAGAAAAGAAGAAGAUGCCGGGGAAGCUGAAGGUCAAGAUCGUGGCGGGACGUCAUUUGCCAGUGAUGGACCGAGCCAGUGACCUGACGGACGCCUUCGUGGAGGUAAAAUUUGGAAAUACCACGUUUAAAACGGAUGUAUAUCCCAAGUCUCUCAAUCCCCAGUGGAACUCUGAAUGGUUUAAAUUUGAGGUAGAUGAUGAAGAACUACAAGAUGAGCCCCUGCAGAUCACAGUUCUUGAUCAUGACACUUACAGUGCCAAUGAUGCCAUUGGCAAGGUGUACAUAGAUAUUGAUCCUUUGCUGUACAGUGAGGCAGCUACAGUUAUUUCAGGAUGGUUUCCAAUUUACGAUACCAUACAUGGUAUCCGUGGGGAGAUCAAUGUGGUGGUAAAAGUAGACCUCUUCAAUGAUUUAAACCGAUUUAGGCAGUCAUCCUGUGGAGUCAAAUUUUUUUGCACUACCUCUAUUCCUAAGUGUUAUAGAGCAGUAGUAAUUCAUGGAUUUGUGGAAGAGCUGGUGGUUAAUGAAGACCCAGAAUACCAAUGGAUAGACCGAAUCCGUACACCAAGAGCAUCAAAUGAAGCUAGACAGAGACUUAUUUCCCUAAUGUCAGGUGAACUUCAAAGGAAGAUUGGCUUGAAGGUACUUGAAAUGAGAGGGAAUGCAGUUGUUGGCUAUUUGCAGUGUUUUGAUCUGGAGGGAGAAUCUGGACUAGUUGUACGAGCUAUAGGAACAGCCUGUACCUUGGAUAAAUUAAGUAGCACAUCAGCAUUCUUACCUGCAUGUAAUUCCCCAUCCAAAGAAAUGAAGGAGAUUCCCUUCAAUGAAGAUCCCAAUCCCAAUACUCAUUCAUCAGGACCCUCCACCCCUCUGAAAAACCAAACCUAUUCCUUUUCACCUUCCAAGUCCUACAGUCGACAGUCCUCUUCUUCUGACACAGAUUUGAGUUUGACACCCAAAACUGGAAUGGGCAGUGGAAGUGCUGGAAAAGAAGGGGGGCCAUUUAAAGCACUAUUGAGACAGCAGACCCAGUCAGCUCUGGAACAAAGGGAAUUUCCCUUUUUUACCUUGACGUCCUUUCCACCAGGGUUCCUUGUCCAUGUUGGUGGUGUUGUCAGUGCACGCUCUGUAAAGCUGCUGGAUCGCAUCCAUAAUCCUGAUGAACCAGAGACACGAGAUGCGUGGUGGGCAGAAAUCAGACAAGAGAUAAAAUCCCAUGCCAAGGCAUUGGGUUGUCAUGCUGUAGUGGGCUACAGUGAAUCAACUAGCAUUUGUGAAGAGGUCUGUAUUUUGUCUGCAUCUGGCACGGCAGCUGUACUGAACCCUAGGUUUCUCCAGGAUGGCACCAUGGAAGGCUGUUUGGAUCAAAGGUUGUCAUGGCAGCCUGGCUUCUUUUCCAUAGGGUCAGAGAAGGGAGAGGUUGAUUUUUUUCCUCAGAGCCAAGAUAGUUCUUCUCUAUUAGGGAUUGAAGAAACUUCACCUGCAGGUUGUGGAUUUUGCCACAUACCUUAUGAUGAACUGAACAUGCCAUUUCCUGCUCACCUCACAUACUGUUACAAUUGUCGAAAGCAAAAGGUUCCUGAUGUUCUGUUCACAACAAUAGAUUUGCCUGUAGAGGCAAUGGUUAUUGGGAAAGGAUGUCUUAUUCAAGCCAGGUUAUGUCGCCUGAAAAAGAAAGCUCAAGCAGAAGCCAAUGCAACAGUUAUCAGCAAUCUGUUGCCAUUUAUGGAAUAUGAAGUACACACCCAGCUAAUGAACAAACUUAAAUUGAGGGGAAUGAAUGCCCUUUUUGGACUGAGGAUUCAGAUCUCAGUGGGUGAAAAUAUGCUGGUGGGCUUGGCAUCUGCCACAGGUGUGUAUCUUACUGCUUUACCAACCCCUGGUGGUAUUCAGAUUGCUGGGAAGACUCCAAAUGAUGGCACCUAUGAACAGCAUAUAUCUCACAUGCAAAAAAAAAUAAAUGAUACAAUAGCCAAAAACAAAGAGAUUUUUGAGAUUAACCCUCCUGAGAUACCGGAAGAAAUCAUAGGGUCUCCCAUUCCAGAACCAAGGCAACGUUCUAGGCUGCUAAGAUCUCAGUCAGAAAGUUCUGAUGAAGUUACCGAACUAGACCUUUCACAUGGGAAAAAGGAUGCUUUUGUCUUGGAGAUUGAUGAUACAGAUGCAAUGGAAGAUGUACAUUCUUUAUUGACAGAUGCUCCACCACCUCCAGGUUUUUAUAGUUGUAACACAGAAAUUAUGCCUGGUAUAAAUAACUGGACGCCUGAAAUACAGAUGUUCACAUCGGUAAGAGUAUCCAGAUUAAGCAACAUUACCCUAACAAAUCAAACGCUUAACAAGAACUUUAAUGAUCUCUGUGAGAAUCUGCUUAAGAGUCUGUAUUUUAAACUACGUUCCAUGAUACCCUGCUGCCUUUGCCACGUAAAUUUCACUGUUGCUCUUCCAGAGGAUGAAUUAAUUCAGGUCGCUGUCACAGCAGUUGCAAUAACAUUUGACAAAAAUCAAGCUUUACAAACCAGCAAAGUCCCUGCAGAAAAAUCAUUGCAGAGAGCUUCUACAGACAAUGAAGAGCAGCUACAGUUUCCAUUAGAACUUUGCUCUGAUCCUCUUGCUUCUCAACCAUUCUCACCAGCUAAAGAGGUCCUGGAGAGUGCAAGUUCCCACACAGGUACACCAGCUGCACAGAGAGCAACGUCAAUUGAUUACAGUUCCUUUGCAGACAGAUGCAACAGCUGGAUAGAGCUCAUUAAACUGAAAGCUCAGACCAUAAGGCGCGGAUCAAUUAAGACAAUUGCUUCACUUGACAAAGCAAGCCCGCUGGCUGAGGGACACUCGCGUCACCGUUCUGUUCCAUGCUCUACCAAUUCUACCGUCACAGUUGUUAAGAUGACACCUCUUUCUUUCAUACCUGGGGCAAAAAUUACCAAAUAUCUUGGGAUAAUCAAUAUGUUUUUUAUACGAGAAACCACUUCCUUACGUGAGGAGGGCGGUGUCAGUGGCUUUCUUCAUGCUUUCAUCGCUGAAGUGUUUGCAAUGGUGAGAGCUCAUGUUGCAGCCUUGGGGGGGAAUGCAGUUGUUUCAUAUAUAAUGAAGCAGUGUGUUUUUAUGGAGAAUCCAAACAAAAAUCAGGCCCAAUGUCUAGUGAAUGUAAGUGGGGAUGCUGUGAUCUUUGUACGUGAAUCUGAAUUAGAAAUGGUACCAGUGCAGUCAUCUACUGUUAUCUCUCAGUCCACAAGUGCUGGAGGAGAUGUCACAACAUGAAGCCAGAAAAAAUUGAAUGGCUCUGCUAAGUGUAAAAUGAUCUCUUCGAAGUGUGAGAAUGGUUAGCUUUGCCUCUUCAAAAUCAAUAAUUCUCCAAAGUAUUAAGGGUAGCUAGAUUUGAGACAAUCACUUUGUCCACCUAUUUUGUGAUAGCCAGGGCAGUGUUUUUUUGGCAAGUACUUUCUAAUUUUUUUAAUUAUUAUUCCCUCUGAAAUCUGAGCAGAAGAUGAGGCAUUGAUCUGAAAGAAUAGUUCAAGUAGUAGACAUUCCAAAGAAUUGAUGAAGUAAGCAGAAACUUUACAUUUUUUUUAAUCUCACUCUUCAGCAGGGCUGGAUCAAAAUAUAACUAACUCAGAACUGCAUCUGGGACUGAUGAUGCUUUUUAUGUUAGUUAACAGUUCAUUAAAAGUAAAACUGGAAAGUAAUCAAGAAACCUAAAUUCAGCUACCUUUCUUGAAUGAGCAAGAGAUUCGUGAGCAGAUUUAAAAAAUAUUAUUGAAUAAGUAGUAGUCUGAAGUAAGUGUGUAUAAUACUCCAUCUAGCUGUUAUAGGUCUGGAGAGGAAAAAAGCACCGGAAACAAUAUGUUCUGGAUUUUAGUACGCUAAAUGUUUUCCAUCUAUUUGAACUACUGAAUGUUUUUUUUUAUUGUACAACAUAUUUUUUUAUUUAAAAAUGAUGGUUUUUGUUGCUGCAUUGUAGCCAAAGUAUGGUAAAAAUAAAUUAUUAUAUCUGGUUCAGGUUUUAUCAUUUAAUUUUAAUAUUAACAUUUGUACAAUGUUCUUUUUUUGUGUGUGGAAAGAUUCCAGACAUAUGAAGUCUCCCAGCAUCCAGUAUCUCAAGGCAUUAUUUGCAAUAAUGUCAUAGAUGAACCUUCUCUUAGAGAGUAUCCCCUAUAUGUGGAGUCGGUCGGGUUUUCUGUUUAACAAGUUGGAAAUGUCUGGCUAAAUUUGAGACAGGAAAGCUAAAAGUAUUUUGAGACAUUAAUUUCUUCAAGUUGGUUUUCUUUUCCAGUAAGAACUGGGAGAGAAUGGGUACCAUAGGAAAAGGAAAUCAUCCAUUUUCCACGAAUCUCUUGUAGACUUUGAUAAAGAACAUAGAUUUUUGGAGUUGAAGACAGAUUCUUAGUAAUAUCUUUUGAUCAUCUUGAAUAUGGAACUUGAAUAAAUGUAUAAACUUGAAUGUAAAUAUUCUGUGUAGUUCUGAACUUUAAACAGUGGCAUGACUGUAUGUCAGACCUGAAUAUCCCAUUGUAAAUGAGAAAUGAAAAUCAUUCCUCUGCACAAUAAAUUUCUGUAUAAAAUUA